This is a messenger RNA of Sardina pilchardus (European sardine), 4407 nucleotides long. RefSeq names its product MyoD family inhibitor domain containing (gene mdfic). The transcript is spliced from 5 exons. The record is from RefSeq and is a predicted model, not a curated record. Bases 288 to 1052 code for a protein of 254 amino acids. NCBI's taxonomy places the organism in Eukaryota, Metazoa, Chordata, Actinopteri, Clupeiformes, Clupeidae.
CCAGCGUGAGCGGUGGAACAUAGUCGCCGUGACUAUUUUAAGCACUUCUUGAGAAAGCACAGCGUGUGGAAUUGAGGAUUUAUAGUCAUUAACUUUUUGUUUCUCAAAGUCUUGGCAACAUAACUCAAGGAACUCGUGAAGGGAACGGAGUGUUUCAGUUUGAAGAAGAUGGGAAUAAGUCAAGCCUGAAGCAAGGGAGUUGACAUGUUUGAAAGGGUUGACGGGUGAUCACUACAAAGGGGAGAAAAUUUCGGGUGUGUACAGUGUCUGGACAAGGAGGCUGUCUCAUGUCCGCGGAGACAGUGUUACCUCCGGAAGGGCCUGUAGGGCCAGAGACUGACCCGCAACAGGAGACGAGUCGUCUUCUACCCAGCUCCACUCAAGGCGGUGCAUGCAACAAUGACAGUUGUGAAUCACCAGACGCCACAUCGACAACCAAAACUCGGUCUCCGGGGGAACCACAGUCCAGCGGAACGCCAGAGCAUGUGACAGGAGAAGGCCACACCCAUGAGAACCUCGUCAGAACUCAGCCUCGGCCGCUGCCUCCCCUGAGCACCUCGUCGUCUUGCGAGGGAGACCCCGGCAGGCUCCAGAAUGGCCUGCCAGUCGCCAUGGGCAACGGUCACGGCGGGGCGCGGCCGGGCGCCACGGCAGCCGCGGAGCCCCGGAAGCAGCAUAUGUCGCCCGUCUCGCAGAAGAUGCAGCGGAAGCUCCGCUCCAGCCUGUCCGUCAACUCAGACAGCAGCCGGAAGAGCAAAAGCAGCUCCACCGGAUCACACAAGCCUGGCUCGUCACCAGAAGACUGCUGCGUGCACUGCAUCCUGGCGUGCCUGUUCUGCGAGUUCCUGACACUGUGCAACAUGGUGGUGGCGCAGGCGUCGUGCGGCACGUGCACCUCGGAGGCCUGCUGCUGCUGCUGCUGCGCCGACGACCUGGGCGACGACUGCAACUGCCCCUGCGACAUGGACUGCGGCAUCAUGGACGCGUGCUGCGAGUCCUCCGACUGCCUGGAGAUAUGCAUGGAGUGCUGCGGCAUCUGCUUCCCCACAUAAGAGGAGCGGCUGUUUUGGGGCAAAUGGAGAUAUGGCCCCCCUCUUACUUCACAUGCACAUAUGUACACACACACACACACACACACACACACACACACACACACACACACACACACACACACGCACACAUACAUACACACAUGCAUGCACAGACACCAACUGAUCCAAACAUUGACUAUAAUAGGAGGAGGAGACGCAUGGGAGAAAACUGAGAGGUGUGUGUGUACACAUAGGUGUGUUUAUAUGCCUUUGUGUGUGUCUCUGUGUCUGUGUGUGUGUGUGUGUGUGUGUGUGUGUGUGUGUGUGUGUGUGUGUGUGUGUGUGUGUGUGUGUGUGUGUGUGUGUGUGUGUGUGUGUGUAUGAGAGAGUGUGUGAAAAAGGGGUUGGAAUUGGUCACAGUUUUUCAUCUAGAAACCCAUCUCUCCAGACCAUUGAAAAACAUCUCCCAAUUCUCUCUUCCAUCAGUCUAGCGAUCCAAAGAAAGACUCAACUGAUACAUGAUAUCAUAGUAUACUCAAAGUAUAGGAAUAACACAUAAAAGUUACAUUUAAUGUUGUACAUGUACAUCAAAAAUAUGCUAUGUUAUGCUUAACACCUUAUAUUGCCUUACAUGCAGUUCUUUUGCUGUCAUUUCAACUGAAUCAUUUCAAGAAGUUUUACCGAUUCUACCUGCAUUGCCAAAGGACUCCCAUGGAACCUUUGUUUUGUCACGAAAUCUGUUAUAUUCAGUAGUUUGCUUACUUACUUGUACACACUAGAGGAUCUAAGUUAAAACGGUCUUUUCCUGAAUGACAUGGUCACAGACUGUUGACUGGUCACCUUAAGGAAUUUGUGGCCAUGAAGGCCUUCUCCUUUAGCAUUGAUGGCUUUGAAGUCAUCACCUUGAUGACCUCAUCAUCAGACUGUUUCUAAUGCAGAAAUCAGUCAUGUCUAAUGAGAUUUUGUCAAACUACUUUUAAGUCUACUGUAAGCUUUCAAUAGUUAGGUCACAGCCAGCAUCAAACUGGUGCCCAUAUUGUGGACUUCACAAGCAAUCCUUUAUGUCAGAUAAUUCAGCAUCACACUAACGCUAUACUGUAUGUUAUGGGCCCUGUUCAUCUGCAGUUAUUCUCUAUUUUGAAUUCAAAUUCUGGCCAAAUGACUCAGUGAGAUAGUAACCCCAUUGAUGUCUUUUGUAUGGCCCUAUGGUCCCUUUCUAUUUAGUAUAGUUUUUUUUAGCAGUUUACUUGACAUUAUUUUAUUUUCCUUCAAUUGUCUUGCCUAUAUAUGUUUUUGUUUAACCCACAGUCAUCAAAAGGUUUUAUAGGGGUUAAAAACAAUUCUUAUGUGUUAAUAGUUUAUAAUGCACUUUAACCUGCAGUAUUAAAAUGUUUGUAAUGCUAUCCAAAAAAAGGUGGAUACAAACUCAAAAAAGAAUUAAUGUGUUCUCAUAGCUGACGAAGAGGUGACCUAUAGUCAGAUGCCAGUACAUAUUUUAUUGGAUUAUUUUAGUAUAUUGAGCGGAAUUUGUGUAGUUUAAAUAUAACCCAGUCAUUACAAUGAUUUCAUCCAGAGAGUCAAAAGAUCAGUGUUUGUAUUUUUCUAAAUCCAUCCACUAUCUCCUUUAGAAAGAAACAAUUCAAGGCAGUCACCUACCACAAUGGAGUUCCAAGGGCUUUUCACGAUCCUUGGUGUAAUUUAUUGUGUUUUUGUUGACUGUCAAGGUUUACAUGCUCACUAGCCAACAAGAACGAUAAAACAAAGCCUUCAGGUGAUCCUAGUUGCGUAACUGACACCCAUAUGCCACUACAUAGAGCAGAUAUGGCACUCCUGCCUCUCUCUCUCUCUCUCUCUAAUGAAAUGCUUUCGGCAGACGUGCGCAGGGGAAGAAGUGGUUAGGCAAUUAAUGAAUGGUGAUGGCACCAGAUGAGCUCGCAAUUCUGUGCAUUUUUAUGGCAAUUUCAUUUUCAUAAUGCAAGAUAUGUGAAAUCCUCUGCAAUUUCAUGAAAACGGAUUCCAUAGAACCUUGUUACUGGAGAAUGGGAAUGACUGACCGGUCUUGGAUCAUUACCGCAAUGCCAAUCAUUUUAGUGAAACUUUCUUUUUUUUUUUUUUUUUUUAAGUCAGAAAUCAUCUUUGCUGUGGACAAUGUCACUUCCAAAAAAGUCUCAGUGGAUCCAUUAUAAUGUGGUCAUCCAUUCCCUGUAGUAAAUGUUUGAAUAACGGCAGACACUAACUCUUCCUCUGUAAGCUUAGCUGUGUCUGUAUUCCUAUUCUGUCUUUUAAGUUUGUCAGAAAACUAUUUUUGUUUACGUUAAGUGCAUUUACUGGAUUGUCCCAAAGAGAUGCCUGGGGAAAUAUUGGAAUUAGAUGUAUUUCUUUUACCAGACACAUUGUUAUAUUGAUGAAGUGUUCAAAUACAGCACCUGAUGAAACUGACCUGAUCUGAUGUAAAAAGGAAAAACAAUAAGAGGGUGACUCUGGAAACCAAUUCAAUACAGGGUGAAUAUUACAGAUUUUUUUUAGUGAAUAGCAUACUGUCAAUAUAGUAAUUUGUUGACAUUGUGAAAAUAUUUGUUUGAUUACGUUUUUUCUAGAUCUUUUUUGGGUGUUCUCUAAGGUGAUGCAGACAUUGCUAGCAAAUAUCACAUCUGUUUCAUCAGCCCUGUAAUGCGCCAUGCACUUGGGAGAAAACAUUAGUAUUUUUAGUGGUGUUCUGUCUUCCUCUGUCAUAUCUGUUCUCUGUUGUGCAGUGAGUCAGAACCUAAUACACCUGACCUUAUUCAGGUAAGCAAGAUUGGAUUCAGGACACACACACACACAAAAAAUCAUGUACUUCUGAAGAAAUUUUUUGAGUUCCCCUGUUGGAGAGAUCUUAGUCGUAAUUGAAAACCCGCUGAAGGGUUAUUUCAAGAAACUUUCUGACUUAAUUGCCAUUCCGUGUUUAUCCUUUUUUGGAAUUUAUUACACCCUUCAGACUCAGAGUAGAGUUUUUUUUUUUUUUGCAAACAAGUCUGAAUUUUGGACUGAUGAAGUGCAUGUUUUUUCUUUUAAAUCACAGAGUAGAUAUUUAGGGGGAAGACUGUUCACCUCAGGUUUGGUUCAUUCAUUCAUUACAACUCAAAAGAGUCCUACUGGAAACUAUGGGAUGUGCCGCUGGCAGAGAAAUACUCAACAGGAAUAAUGUGAAGAAUUGUUAUUUUUCAGAGCAUGGUUAUUUAGUAGUACAUGUAUUUUAUCUGUACUUUUAUCUCUCUCCCCAAAAGUAAGGUAUAGUUUAUUCUCUGUGCACAAUUCAUUUCCCUCAGCAUACUGUAUAUCAACCCUGUUGUCCAUGAAGUAGAUCACUACGGUCUUAAUAAAUCUUGAGAAUACA